AUGGCUCGAGCGACUACCCGUUCUCAGAAACAACCCUCACAAUCUCAACGACAGCCCCCCCAGUCCCAACCACGCCAGACGAGGGGCAGCCAGUCUCAGCGCCGGCGUGGGCGUGACGAAGAGGAAGAGGAGGAAGAGGAGGAAGAACAAGAGGCGCAGGAUGAGGAUAUCGAGAUGGACGGGGUGGGAAAUGUGAAGAAAGAUCUAGACAGGAAAGCUAAUGACCUCGUCCGCCUAGCGCUGUUCACGGAGGCUCGGCGUGUCCCCCUACGCAGAGAAGAGAUCUCUAAGAAAGCAGUGCUAGGCUCGAGCACGCGUGCCUUCAAUACUGUCAUGGAGCGCGCUCAGGACAUCCUGCACAAGGUGUUCGGCAUGGAGCUCGUCGAGCUCCAGGCGCGCCCGGAGCCGGACAAGGACGCGAACGACAAAGAUGCGGAGCUGCUCAAGGGCACCGGCGUCAAGAAACGCGCUGCGCCGACGGGAACGAAGACGUACAUCCUGCGCUCCGUACUUGCACCGUCAAUUAUUGAGCGUGCGUGUGCUCCGAACGCGGAGAUUCGCGCAGCAGAACAGGCCGACCGCGCAGAUGCAGUCGCAGAGGACGAGAACGACGACGACGACGAUAACCGCGUUGGAAAACGCUCCACCGGCAGCAUCUUCGCAUGGCACGCGGCCGACCAGCUUGGUUCCGUCGGCAUGCUCUACGUGAUCCUGGCGCUAAUCCUCGUCGAGGGAAAGGUCAUCAGUGACAACGACCUCCGGGGGAUCCUGAAGCGUCUCCGGCUGUCCGGCUCCGCGCACGUCCCUCUGAGCAGCCAAUCAACGCACCAGGCGCUUACCGUCGACGCGUAUCUGACGCAGCUCGCACGCCAGGGGUAUCUCGACCGGAACCGCGUGGGCGAGCAGAAAGGCCAGAAGCGUGGGCGCGUGCCUGCCGCGACGCAGGCGACACAGGGCGAAGAUGGCGCGAAUAACUGGGAGUGGCGCUGGGGUGCCCGCGCGCGCGCCGAGGUCGGCGAGAAGGCAAUUGCGCGGUUCGUUGCGGAGUUCAUGGUCGCAAAGACAGGCGGGGACGAGACGGAUGGCGAGGGCGAGGGCGAGGAGGGCAGAGCGAGGGCUGAUGUGGGAGAGAAGAAGAGGUUCGAAAUCAUCUUGAGGGGCAUCGAGAGAGCGGCGGGCACAGCACUGGCGGAUGUCAGGUCGUAG
This is a messenger RNA of Sparassis crispa, 1206 nucleotides long. RefSeq names its product Melanoma-associated antigen G1. Gene Ontology annotation, biological process: DNA repair. The transcript has 5 exons. The record is from RefSeq and is a predicted model, not a curated record. Bases 1 to 1206 code for a protein of 401 amino acids. Gene Ontology annotation, cellular component: nucleus. NCBI's taxonomy places the organism in Eukaryota, Fungi, Basidiomycota, Agaricomycetes, Polyporales, Sparassidaceae.